CGACGUUGACACAGAUCAAAUGACCCUUUCGCCUUUUACUAAAGAGUCCUGUGUGUGAGCGUCACAACGUGGAAUUGUCAAUUUUUUGCCACUUCAUCUUUUAGAUGGAAAUUACAAUUUAAAGGAAGAAAACAUUUUGAACAUUAGGGAAUUGUCUAGUAAAAUCAUUAUAAAUUUGUGAGAAACCAUUAAACUGCCUAGGAAAUGUCGUAGGAAAAUGUUGUCUUGACGAAAUAAGCUCUUACUGGCAUGUUGUGAGAAGCCAUUGCAUGGAAGCAGCAGUUGGAAAGGUUGCGGUGACGUGCGGAUCGGCAAUAUGCUCAAUGCGUGAACUGGACGGGCUGUUUGUAGAUUUCUGAAAGAAGCGAUUGGCAACGGUAAAACUCUUGCCGGCCUUUUGUCUGCAUGUGGUUUGCAAAGACGUACAGCGCAGUCCAGGCUGGGAGCAUUGACGGGACCGACACGACGCCGCAUGAUCACGGCAUUGCACGCGCUGAAAAGGCGCAUUACAAGAAACCCAGCGCAGACGCCAAUCUUACAAAGGAUCCAUUCAAGACAUUGUUUGUGGGCCGACUGGGAACAGAGACAAUAGAGAGCGCUCUCGAGCGUGCCUUUGAGCGGUUUGGCAAGAUUCUUAGUGUGCGUAUUGUUCGACAUGUUGUGACUGGCAAGUCACGCGGCUAUGGAUUUGUCGAGUAUGAUCGCGAGAGGGACUGCAUGGAAGCGUACAAACGAAUGAAUAAAAGCCUCAUUGAUGGGCAUGCCAUUUUGGUGGAUUACGAACGAGCGCGAGUCAUGGAAGGAUGGACACCGCGACGGCUAGGAGGCGGGUUUGGAGGGCGCAAGGAGUCGGGGCAACUGCGAUUUGGAGCACGGGAUAGACCGUUCAAGCCGCCAAUAUAUGGACAUAGGGGAGAGCAUCAAGCCGUGCCGGACAUUGCGUUUGAUCAACGAUAUGAUGAUUGUUGGCGGGAACAUGCCCGCCGGGCAGCAACAGCUGGCAAUCAAGAGGCGUCCACCAAGGAACCAUUGAGGAGAUCAAAGAGUGGCGAUCAUGUUUCUCAACACCGGGCAAGUUACCGUCAAAAUGCUGCAUAUCAACCUUCCAGUAUGGAAGCUGCUGCUGCGGCAAGUCGACAUGGCGCGGAAGAGGGAACAUCUCGGGCGAGACACAAAAGCCAUCAUGAGAAUUAUGAUCGUCAAAUCUCGCGGUCAGGCGAUGCUCGACAUUAUCGGUCGCCAGCACCCAGAUCGCAAAGAGACCAUCCUGGGGACAGACAGAGGCGCUCCUACUCUAGGCAUGACUCUCGUAGUCCUGAUCACAGAUCCUCUAGAGACAGAUCAUCAUCAUCCCAGCGCCGGGACAGGGCGUUUUCUCGACGAGAACCGAGAUAGUUUCCUCUUGUCGUCAUGAUGAACCGAAAGAUUUAUUUCCAAUGCGACCGACCUUGUACAUACGUGCUGGAACAUUGGUAAUGGACUGCAACGCAUCCAUUCCUCUUCAUAGUUGCGGGACCGAUAUGUCAUUUAUCACUUUCCCAUGUGUACAAGUGUCCUAUCUACAGUACCACCCCGCUCUGCCCUAUAUGUUCUUAUCAAAUCUCGGACGUGCUCUUUCACAGCUCGAUCACGCUCUUCCACAUAUGCGUCCAGUUGAAUGUACCGCUUGUCCUCCUACAAUGUAAUGAAAUGAAUACCUCCAUAACAGUCCGUUUGGCCACAAAGCUCAACCUACCAUCAAAACCUUCAUAAUCUCCUCCAGACUGAUGUGACCCCAUUCAUCCCCUUCCUUUGGUUCACCUUCGCCCUUCUCCAACGAUUUUGCUCGAGUUUCAACAACCGCCUGCUUAACGUGGAACUUUACAAAAUUGUUUUCGCGUAAGAGUUCUAAAAGAUCGCUUUGAGCCUUUUCCUUUCGUUCGGCUUGAAACCUUUCAAACGUUCGCUUUACGACGUCUUCAAGUUCAUCAAGAUCGUCGGAAGACGCCAAUUUGCGCGCACGUGGAUCCUGCAAUAUCCAGCCGCGAACCUGGUCCCAUGUGGUAGUCAGAUCAGUGGUAUCUUUCAAGGCCGAAUGGAAGGCGGCUAGCCGUUUCUCUUGUAGACGCGCCAAAUGAUCGGAAAACAAACGUUCUUUCUGCAUGUCGUCAAGAGCGCGACAUCUAUCCCAACGUGAAUCACGCUCCAAGGAUGAACGUGCAUCUCUCCACUUUGCAUCGGCGUUACGCACAAAAUCAACUAGAAUGGUCUGGAACAAAGUUGUCGCAUCUUCUUUUUGAAGGGAUUCCCUAUGCAUGUUCCUUUCUCUAUUCAACCGACUUUGUUCCCGGCGCACUUGCGCUUCACGCUCACGAAGACUUGCUUCCUCCCUCGCCUUUCUGUCCCGUUCCUUUCUCUCUUUCUCCAGCCGCCUUUGAUGUUCCUCAUCCUCUUCUGUCAGUUUUCGGAUAUAUUCUCGGAAAAUCUCCUCACGCUCUCCAGAUGAUCGCACAGCUUGAUACCGGCGAUCAUCUUCAAUCAGCCGUUUGAUCCUUCUCCAGCUUGCGUCGACGUCGACCUCUUUCGUCUCUCUCAACAGCUGAAUAAAGCCGUCCUUCGCAGCGCGGGUUUCCGAUCGUUUGCGUUCUAGCUCAUUUCCUUUCAACGCCGCAAUAUGUGCUUUGAAAAGGGGUUCACGUUCUUUGGCAUCAAACCGCGCAAAUCGCUCGUCUCGUUUGAACUUGCGGCUAAAGUCGUCCCAGCGUGUGCGAUAAGUGACUUCGUCUUUCAAAAGCGACAAGUACGCCUCUUUCGUAUCCUGCAUAAUGCCCCAAGCGAGUUUAUUAUAUACCCGGGAUCACAUAUUCGAUCGUUUCAACUGCUACCUUCACUUUGUGCUUCUUCUCUUCGCGGAGUUCUACUACCCGAACUUUGCAGUACUGCUCGAAAACUUGUUUUCUUUCUUUCAGGGUGCCAAUCACUACCAUGCGAUUUGAAUGAAUCAAUGGCAGGCUGAAUAAUUAAAAGUACAGCAGGAUACCUACAUGUAUAUCGUCUAUCAUGAAUGAUUUUAGGAAGUUCCUUUUCCCAAGUUGAAUACGGCGAUACGUCCAUUUCGCGCAACAGUUUUGUAAACUCUUCAUUCUUUUGUUCCUGUGUCAAAGCUUCUGCUUUAAUUUCAUCUCCAGAAGGCUCUGGAGCCUCAUCC
Molecule: messenger RNA, 3187 nt
Organism: Spizellomyces punctatus DAOM BR117
Lineage: Eukaryota; Fungi; Chytridiomycota; Chytridiomycetes; Spizellomycetales; Spizellomycetaceae
Exons: 5
Coding region: 406-1395 (329 amino acids)
Biological process (GO): mRNA splicing, via spliceosome
Cellular component (GO): precatalytic spliceosome; U12-type spliceosomal complex
Molecular function (GO): mRNA binding; snRNA binding
Source: RefSeq, a predicted model, not a curated record